AUGCCAGAAUUCAAGUUCUUCGUUCUGACAAUGGCGGAGAAUUUCUCAACCAUGAUCUUAACCAGUUCUUACAAGAUCAUGGCAUCAUACAUCAACGCUCAUGCCCUUACACUCCCCAACAGAAUGGGGUGGCUGAAAGAAAGAACAUACACUUAUUGGAAGUCGUUCGUGCCUAUCUCUUUUGUGCCAAUAUGCCAUGAUCCUUUUGGGGCGAAGCCGUCGUCUCUACAGCAUACCUUAUCAAUCGGAUUCCCUCUAGAUGUCACUCUGCAUCAAAGUGACCGGUUGCCAAUGGAAAGCAACCGGUCGCCCCCCUUAGUUCUUCAACUACAAAGAACCUGCUUCAAAAUGACCAGUCGCCAGAAGAAAAUGAUCAGUUGUCUUCACGAGGUCAAAAAUCAAGAGGAGGAAAUGGAACCGUUUUAUGAGAUUUUGCCUGCUUCAGCUUUAGUACCACACCAAUCACCUGCUGAGGAAGUCAUUCAAUUGAGGGCACCAAGAUCGUGGUGGCAGUUUUCCUCCGGCGAGCUUGAAGCAAUCGUGGCCAGUAUUGCAUUCAACAUAAGGAGUGUUGAAGAUCAUCCUGUCACAGAAGUUGAGUUACGAAGAAGAGCCAACCCACCCCAAGAGCAGAAUCAGCUAGUGCUUGUGACUACUAGUACUGAUUAUCAAGAUCAGCCCAAACCGAGGCGUGGCCCGGGAAGACCCAAACCUAGUCGUAUACACACAUUGUCAGCAGACUGGCAGAUACAAACUAGAACCCGCCGGAAGGCUGCUACUGCUGGUCGCAAAGACAAGAAGGAUAUAGGAGUUGGGUUUGAUCUUAAUCUUAAGCCAGAGGGGUGCUCACAGAUUGUGGCGCAAGAGCGAGGACCUAGCAAUGAAGACGACGACCAAACAGGUCCUCUUGCUCAAAUUGAGGACAUAGGUCUAGGACGGUGA
Molecule: messenger RNA, 942 nt
Organism: Prunus armeniaca (apricot)
Lineage: Eukaryota; Viridiplantae; Streptophyta; Magnoliopsida; Rosales; Rosaceae
Source: the annotation of a GenBank genome assembly